Molecule: messenger RNA, 4920 nt
Organism: Episyrphus balteatus (marmalade hoverfly)
Lineage: Eukaryota; Metazoa; Arthropoda; Insecta; Diptera; Syrphidae
Gene: C3G
Product: guanine nucleotide-releasing factor 2
Exons: 20
Coding region: 815-4636 (1273 amino acids)
Biological process (GO): Ras protein signal transduction; positive regulation of GTPase activity
Cellular component (GO): plasma membrane
Molecular function (GO): guanyl-nucleotide exchange factor activity
Source: RefSeq, a predicted model, not a curated record
UAAUUGAUUUUGUUGUUGUUAUUUUGUAUUACCAAUAUUGUUAGAUAUUCUUUUUUUUUGAAUUCCUACGUUAUUUGGAUAAGAGAGUAGUAAACUCUAUGAGAGUGACAAUAAUUGAGAGCAAUCGUCCGUCGUCAUCAAUUUUGUAUUAGCCAAAUGACGAUAAUCAACCGAUCAUUCGUUCAAUCAGCCACAACCACAAUCAUCAUAAAGCAAAAAAGAGAGAAAAUGAAAAAAAGAGAUUGACAAAUUUGUGCUAAAAAUACCAUCAAAUUGUGAAUUUUUGUAUAUUUCAUCAAUUUCUCCGCAGCGCAACUAGUUUUUUGCAAAGACAACGUCGACGAUCAUCGACGAUCAACGACGACGAUGAAUGAGGAAGAAAAAAAAGCCUCAAACUAAAACUAAAGACCAUUGCCACCGUAGCCACUUGCCACAAUCUAUACUACCUACUGUUACUAUUUGCUGCUCUUGGACAGCAGAGUAUAUACGAUUUUCGUUGUUGUUCUUCUUCUUGUGUUUCGUUUUUAUUCAUUAAUCGUCAUAGUUGUUACUCCUUUUUGUAAACAAAAUAAAACAAAAAAAAAAAAAAAACAACAAAGUAAAAUUUCACUUUUAACAAUUUUUACAAUUCAGACGAGUUAGCAAGCAAAAGUUGGCGCGGUGUCGUGUGCCCUCAUACAUAAUAAUUUAUUAUUAAUAAUUUGCAAUAUGUUCUUCUUCCCUUUGUUUUGUUGUUGUUGUUUUAGUGGAAAUUAGUUGUGUUUUCUAAUAUAUUAUAAUUACUGACUGAUCGUGCCUCUCUGCUCGUUAUGCAAUGCCUGAAUUUGAUGAAUCUUUUCUUUAUCAAUGUGCCCAGAUAGAGAAGCACAAGCCAUAUUCCUAUUCACUAGAUAGGCGAUAUUUAAAAAAGAAAUCCAAGCCAAGGGUACUUAUCAAGAAUGUCAUUCGAUAUAACAACGUCAGCUCACCAUCAACGCCGAAUUCAUCGACGAUUGGUUCAUCAGGUCACAAGAAUAGUCUCAAGGGUACUAAAUUAGCGCGCCGAGCAAAAUCUUUCAAGGACGAUCUGUUUGAAAAGAUUUCACUAAUGCGAACGCCCACAAACACGUUGGGAAGACCACAUUCCCCUCAUAGUCCGCGAAGCAAACACUCUAAGCCACCAUCAAAUGAAGAUGGAGUACGUUCGUUACAAUCAUUGGAAACGCACGUUAAGGAUAUACAAAAUGCUUUGAAACACUUUCGAGAUGUAAUCUCAAAGAAAAAAUUAGAAGUGUUGCCAGGCAAUGGAACUGUGAUUCUAGAAAUGAUUGCUAGCAUGUAUGCAGUAAUUCAAACAUACACUCUUAAAGAGAACAGUAAUGUCAUGUUAUCAGCUACACGGCAAAUGUAUUUGUCCUUGGGAAAACUGAUCAAACUUUGUGACGAAGUAUUGCUGUGUGAAGAAGCAAAUGAAUGUACAUCAUUGAGUAAAGAAAAUGUAAAAGAAGUCGUCGACCUAGUUGAUGAAGCUGUAAAGAAUUUAGUUGGCUUGGCUCAACAAAAACUUAAAGAAAAAGAAGAAAUCAAUUUAAAAUAUGCAGCAACAUCAUCUGAAAAUAAUAAAAUCUCACCAAAUAAUUUAAUGCGACCACCAGUUGAAAUGGUUGGUCAACGGACAUCAUUACCCGAUAUACCAUUAACUCCCAAAGAUCGUGAUAUAUUAGAAAAGGCAAAUUCAAAUCCUAUACGUGCAACACACAGCACUGAGAGCAUUUUGAGAGAUUCUAGUCCACCCCCAAAACCUCCACUUCCAAAUAGAUCCAUUGGAGCUCCACCCUUACCCCCUAAACGACGCAGUCAACAAAGUCAAAACAAUGCAAGCAGUAUUAAUUCUGAACUAGACUUUAGUUCAGAUUUUUCUAUGCUUAAUUAUGGAGUGGAUCAUCUUUCAGUACGCUCUCGAUCGCCUGAUGAAAAUUCUAGUCAAUGCUCGCUGGAUUCAGCGUUAAAUCAUUCACGUGAGGAAGAAGAACUUAAAGCUCUAACAAUGGAAACAUCUUCUGAAGAUCAAUUUCUUGAAGAUGAUCCAGAUAAGCUACUUGCAUUAAGAUUCGUUUCAAUGCAAUCUAUUCGCACAAGUACCCAAAGUGUAUCGAAGCGGGCUUCAGAAUAUAGUGUACAACACAAAUCCGCUGGUGCGUUUACAAAUGAAAAUAGUCAAGAACAUUUUUGUUCUUCACAUCAACACCAACAAAAAGCUGUUAGUCGUUUUUCCAGUACUUCUUUGUUAGUAACAAAUAAUACAACAACAAAGUUUUCUGAACUCGAAACACAAAAUGGAGUAAUGAGUUUUUCCUCCUCGAAAACCACCAACAGCAGCGGAACAACAACCAAUGAUGAUAAUCAAUCAAUAAGUAAUAGCAGUGCUAGUCCGGAUCACUUUGAAAGUUCGAUGAAAUCGGAGAAAAUCAUCAAUGUUCAGCAGAGUAUGUCAUCGUUAACAAAAACCAAUAGUUUGGAUAUUUCAUCAUCGGAUGAUAUGUUUUCGACUUCUUUGUCUGAUUUGGUUCCUCCGGCUUUGCCGCCGAAAACUUCGAAAAUUAAAGAAAAACAUUUUUCGCAAUAUGACAAUCUCGAUGAGAUCGAUGAUAUUCACAGUAUGUUUGGUGCUCAACACAACGAUCUCCCUGAACUGCGAUCAAAUCCACUUUAUUUCCAAUGGCAAAGCAAGCAUCAGAGUUUAAUAGACCCGCGUCAAUGUCACAAUUUCUCCAUGGAGCCGAGUCUCGAGGAGCCACCGCCUUUGCCAGUGAAGAAAAAGCACAUGUUUCAAAGUGUGGCCUUCUCGGUUUUGGCCUAUAUGGAGAUUUGUUCGGCUACAUCGCGUUCGGUCGAACAGCACCGCCAUUCGGUGCACACGUACAAUUUAAAUCGAAACAUAUCACAUAGCCAGACUAUGAAUUUAUCUCCUGUAAGUAAGAACCUAACAUCACAGUCAUCGCUGACAUCAUCACCAAUCAAUGAAAUACCUCCAGCACUGCCGCCAAAGAAUAAACAACGGAUUCGAUCGACUCCUACUCCAACAAUAAUCACAACACCACCACAAAGCCCUAAGCCAGCAAUGGCUUUGGAAAUAUUCCAAGAAGGAGGUCGCAUCGGUCGAGUUAUAACUUCUGCAGCGGGUACAGAAAUGUCAACGGUAAAUGAAGAAGGUUUAGAUACGUGUGAUGAUGAGUUUCAUAGUGCGAGUAGUGAUAUACAACCUAUGUCAAAUGAGAAUGCUAUGAAUGAGCAGCAAAAUGAGAAUGAUAAAGAUUCACCUGUUUCAAAUCUAGAUAAUACAAAUGAAGAAGAUGAAGGAAUUGAUGUUAUUUUACGAAAUAAUUCAUACAAUAAAAAGGACUGCUCACCAACAAAUUCUGUAAACAACGAAGGUUUACCUAAUCUUAUAGAAGAACUUGAUAUUACAGCAUAUAUGAAUUUCAAAAAAGACAUGGAAGAUGGUCCUGAAGUUAAGGGUGGCUAUUUGGAUGCUCUUAUUGUGCAUGCUUGUAGAGUUCAGAAAAACUCUGAUAAUGCAUUUUGUGAGGCAUUUAUAACAACAUUUAGAACCUUUAUUCAACCACUGGAACUGAUUGAGAAGCUUACACGUCGUUAUUCCGUACUCUUUUGUCAAAUGAAUAAUGACCAAAAGCAAAGGGCUGCCAAAGAGACGUUUUCUCUUUUAGUUCGUGUUGUAAAUGACCUAACGUCAACGGAUCUUGUUAAACAACUAUUAGAACUUUUGAUUGAGUUUGUUAACCAACUUGUGUGCUCUGGUGAAUUAUAUAUGGCUAAAUUACUCCGAAAUAAAGUUGUUGAAAAGGUCAUGACAUACAGAGAGCAAAAACUGUAUAGUAGUUAUUUAAGUGAACAACGAUGCAUCACAGCCAAUCAGCCAACAUUGCUGGAUUUGAAAUCAUUAGAAAUAGCCGAACAAAUGACUUUGCUUGAUGCUGAAUUAUUUCAAAAAAUUGAAAUACCCGAAGUAUUAUUGUUUGCCAAAGAGCAAUGUGAAGAGAAGACACCAAAUUUAAAUAAAUUCACGGAGCAUUUCAAUAAAAUGUCCUAUUGGGCGCGUUCUAAAAUUCUUAUGCAGCCAGAUGCCAAAGAUAGAGAAAAGCAUGUGAUUAAAUUUAUAAAAAUUAUGAAACAUCUGCGCAAGAUGAAUAAUUAUAAUUCGUAUUUGGCGUUGUUGUCGGCUUUGGAUUCGGCGCCUAUAAGAAGACUCGAGUGGCAUAAAACAAUAACCGAAGGACUUAAAGAGUACUGUGCUCUAAUUGAUUCUAGUUCUAGUUUUAGAAUCUAUCGCCAAGCAUUAGCCGAAACUAAUCCACCUUGUAUCCCAUAUAUUGGACUUGUAUUACAAGAUUUGACAUUCGUGCAUGUAGGAAACCCAGAUUAUAUCAAAGAUGGAGUAAUUAAUUUUUCCAAACGUUGGCAACAACAUAAUAUUAUAGUCAAUAUGAAACGUUUUAAAAAAUGCGCGUAUCCAUUUAAACGUAACGAACGAAUAAUUCGGUUUUUUGAAAAUUUCGAAGAUUUCCUUGGUGAAGAACAAAUGUGGCAAAUUUCAGAAAAUAUUAAACCUCGCGGUAGAAGAGCACCACAAAAUUAAAAAAAAAGUGAAAACAAAAAAAAAAAUAUUCAAAACACACACAAAAUCAAAUCAUCAAUCUUAUCUUAUAUAGAUUUUUUUGUUUUUGGUUUUUGUUUUGUUUUUGAGAUAAGCAACUAAUUUACACAACGAAAAAAAAGAUGUGGUGAGGCAGCUAUUUUGCUGCAUUUGAGACCAAAGCCAACCGAACAAACAUAAACGAAUUAUACCAAAAUUUUAAACUAAACAAAACAAAAAAAAAAAAAACACUCUUUCUUCCCCCACUAUACCCCCCACAGCCCUCA